CGCCCAAAAAUCCCCAACUUUUCCACCAUCCCGAACCAAACCUCAAAUUUAAAUCCGCGCAAAACACACAACGCAAAAAAGUGCCACAGACAAAGACAGCCCCCGAAAACCAGUGUUUACGCUCGGGUGCGUCAUUCCAAAAUCACCAUUCCACAAUCGCCCCCAUUUCCACGUUUUCCAAGAUUGCACAACUGGCAAAUAUGAGCUCGUCUCUGCCCCCCAAAAUAACCAAGUUGAACCCAGCGGCGUACAAGAAACUCGCCGCUUUAAACCUAGAGUACGGCACGGCCCCCACGAAGUUCGGGAACUGCCUCGGCGCCUUCCGGGGCAACGCUCUGUGCUACCUCAGUUUCUUCGACCACAGCCCGCCGUCCCUAGACGAGAUGAAAAAAAUGUGGCCCGAGGCCUCCUUCACCGAGAACGAGUUGCUGAUUUCGUCGAAGUUGACUAAGUUGUUCGAGGAUGAGUGUACUAAUUUCGAGAUUUAUCUCAAAGGGACGGAUUUCGAGAUCGAAGUGUGGGAGGCUUUGUUGCGGAUUAAGAGGGGGACGACUGUGAGUUACGAGGAGGUGGCGAAGUCCAUAGGGCGUCCGAAGGCGACUAGGGCUGCCGCUAGGGCCAUCGCGAGGAACAAUAUCGCCUACUUUGUACCUUGUCAUCGCGUUAUUAGGAAAGACGGUUCGUUGCAUAAGUACGGAGGGGGGCCCCAUAGGAAAGCCAAGAUGCUCAGGGACGAAGGGGCCAUUUAAGCGCCGUUACAUUGAUACAUUUAUUGUACUUAUAUCGAAGGUCAUACAAUAUAUAUUUUUUUUUACAAA
Molecule: messenger RNA, 818 nt
Organism: Zophobas morio
Lineage: Eukaryota; Metazoa; Arthropoda; Insecta; Coleoptera; Tenebrionidae
Product: bifunctional transcriptional activator/DNA repair enzyme Ada
Exons: 1
Coding region: 201-749 (182 amino acids)
Biological process (GO): DNA repair
Molecular function (GO): methylated-DNA-[protein]-cysteine S-methyltransferase activity
Source: RefSeq, a predicted model, not a curated record